Cladocopium goreaui is the source of this 1297-nucleotide messenger RNA. The record is from the annotation of a GenBank genome assembly. NCBI's taxonomy places the organism in Eukaryota, Dinophyceae, Suessiales, Symbiodiniaceae.
GGGUUUACCAUGAACCAUGGACAGCUGGCGAACCCGAACGGCUGAGAGUGUGCGUCACUUGCGUAGCGAACUCUGUGCGGAACAUUUGCCACCAUACCGAACAGUUGAUGGAGACGAACAUCCCUGGCAGAAGUCCCCGUCUGGUACUGAUGCGACCCUUCAUCGCUUUAUCGUAGCACGAAAAGGGGAUGUUUUUGCAGCCAAGAAACAAUUCAUUGAAAAUUUGCAUUGGAGAUCGCGGGUCUUUCCUAUCCCGAGGGAAGGUUUGACUGCGCAACUUUUGGAUGAAGAUCUUCGAUUUCGCACAUUGCGACCAGACACUGACGGUUGCCCUGUCCUUCUUGUGAACUUCCUCUUCGGUGAAUUUGAAACCCACGAAAUUUCACAGCUGGCGCUAGUGCAGGCAUCCAUUCGUUUUUUUGAGGAGGCCAUCGAUUCAAUGGAAGAACGCGGAGUACAUCAAAUUUGUGCCAUUGUUUUCGGCAGUCCACCACCUGUUGCUUGGGCACAUGUGAUGGUCAAAGUCUUUCAGAACAAUUAUCCAGAAAGGUUGAAAGUGGCAGUUGUUUAUCCGGUCCCAUCUUCUUUUGUUUCUUUGGUCCGUCAAGUCAUGUGGUUCGUGGACGAGAACACUCGAUCCAAAGUCGACAUGGAAACGGAUGAGUGGCCACUGUUGCGGCGCUUCGGCUAUCGUUCCGAGGAUUUGCCGUCGGAGAUCCAAGGUGGAUACCUGGGUGUUGGAGAGCGUUGGAAACCCGAACGUAGGAAACUUUUGGGGAUGGCAUACUCCUUUCUGUUGCCUCAUGGACGACAAGUGUCCAAAUUGGAGGAUGAACUGUACAGAUGUGCCAGGAAAGCCACUGCUGCACCUUCACCGUCUCCAAAAAAUGGGUCAGAUCUGAAUGACGAUUGGUCUGCCUGGUUGUUUGCUUGCUGUUUGCAGCGGCCGAACCAUUCCGCGGAGGAUUUUUUCUUCGAUAGUGUUGACAAUAGCCAUGACGUGCCACAGCCAGCUGCUGAGGUUUCAGGAGAAGAAAUUGAGGAUGGCAAAACUUGGAGAUGUUUGUCUGUCGUGUACUGGCUGUUCAGAUGCCUUCUGGUGAUUACUUUGUCGAUUUUCCUUUUGCUGAUGCUGCUGGACACUACACAGAAACGGAUCUCUGCAGAGCUUUGACCGCUGGUUUUAAUUUAAGCGACGGGCAGCCCCUGACAACCAGGGGACGUGAUCGAUUGAGUCCAACAGCGUAGAAGGCUGUUUGGCAAUUGUUUCCCAAUGCCUCUAGACAUUCGUCCAAAA